UAUGUUUCUUAGAUAGAUGUGUCGAUCUAUCCAUAAAGACAUCGUGGUACAAGGUUAUUAAGUAUAUUUUUCGUGUGUGCAUGUUAAAUAUUAAUGAUCAAAUGAAAGUAACGACUCCAGUUAACAAAGAAAGUUAAUGACCGGAAUUUAUUUUCAUACAUACUUUCGGUUUAUAUUGAAACAUCGCUCGAUUUUGUUUUUCAUACCCUUUCAAAGUAAACGGAGGUGGCUGUAUUCAUUUAUUUAUGCGGAAAUCAAGCAGAUUUAUGAAUUAAGUUGUGUAGGCCUAAGGGAACCAAUAUAUUCAGGAUAAAUCUAAAGAGAUACAAUAGUUUAUACUGAAAAUGACUCGUAAAGGAAAUUCAGCAACACAACGACUGAAACAGGAUUAUCUUCGCAUCAUCAAAGAUCCAGUACCUUAUGUUACUGCACAUCCACUACCAUCAAAUCUGUUGGAAUGGCAUUAUGUCGUGAGAGGACCUGAGGGCACAUCAUAUGAAGGUGGAAUAUACCAUGGUAAAUUGGUGUUUCCAGGAGAGUUUCCAUUCAAACCCCCUAGCAUCUACAUGAUUACACCAAAUGGUAGAUUCAAGUGUAACACUAGACUUUGUCUUAGCAUCAGUGAUUUCCAUCCUGACACUUGGAAUCCUGCUUGGUCUGUAUCAACUAUACUAACAGGUCUUUUGAGUUUCAUGGUAGAAAAGAAUCCAACUCUUGGCAGCAUAGAAACUUCUGUUUAUGAGAAAAAACAACUAGCAUGGCAGAGUUUGGAAUUUAACAUGAAGAAUCAGACAUUCUGUGAACUUUUUCCAGAUGUUGUACAGGAGAUAAAAGAAAAACUGGAGCAACGACAAGCAGCUGAUCUGCAAACCCAUAACAGGUUGACGAGUGAGAGUGAUCAGGCAGGGUUUCUGCUGCAAGGAUAUUUUCCUUACCAUGGUAUACUUGGUAGUGCUCUAGCUAAUGUCAUUGUCAUUAUAGGAUUUGCUGCUUUUGCAUAUACUGUAAAAUAUGUACUGACAUCAUUAACCAAGUGAUGGUCCACUUCUUCUGUGAUGCUGUGUAGUAAACACAGAAACAAUGUUAAGAGAUUGGCUCUACAUUUACACGGAACAGUUGUACAUAUGUUGGACUUUGUGACAUCGAAGAAGCAGCAGUGUGGGGUGUAGCUAUGGAGAGAAAUAAAUUUGUUCUAUGGAAAGUACUGUGGUGUAUUUAUAAAUAUCUUGAUGAACUAUUAAUUAAUUAUUAGUUAAUGUGCUACUCUUUCAUAGUGUGAGAACAAAAUCUUUCAGAUACAAACUUACAAAACAAGGCUAGAAUGUUCUAGUUACACUGUAUAAGAUUAGAGACUAGUGUGUUGUGAUUAUGCAGUAAGAGAUCAUAGACUCAAAAUAUUGUGGUCAUACAGUAAAAGAAUACAAUCUGUAUUGUGGUUAUAAAGUAGGAGAUCAUAGACUGGAAAUAUAGUAAUACAGUAAAAUAAUACCAUCUGUAUUGUUGUUAUAAAGUAGGAGAUCAUAGACUGGAAAUAUAUUAAUACAGUAAAAGAAUACAAUCUAUAGUGUUGUGGUUAUAAAGUAGGAGAUCAUAGACUGGAAAUAUAGUAAUACAGUAAAAUAAUACCAUCUGUAUUGUUGUUAUAAAGUAGGAGAUCAUUAACUGGAAAUAUAGUAAUACAGUAAAAGAAUACAAUCUAUAGUGUUGUGGUUAUAAAGUAGGAGAUCAUAGACUGGAAAUAUAGUAAUACAGUAAAAGAAUACAAUCUGUAAUGUUGUGGUUAUACAGUAGGAGAUCAUAGACUGGAAAUAUAGUAAUACAGUAAAAGAAUACAAUCUGUAUUGUGGUUAUACAGUAGGAGAUCAUAGACUGGAAAUAUAGUAAUACAGUAAAAGAAUACAAUCUGUAAUGUUGUGGUUAUACAGUAGGAGAUCAUAGACUGGAAAUAUAGUAAUACAGUAAAAGAAUACAAUCUGUAUUGUGGUUAUACAGUAGGAGAUCAUAGACUGGAAAUAUAGUAAUACAGUAAAAGAAUACAAUCUGUAGUGUUGUGGUUAUACAGUAAGAGAUCAAAUAUAGAAAUUUUUUGGUUAUGUAGUUAUAGGUUAUGGGCUAUUGUUUUGUGGUUAUACAGUGUAAGAUUAAAAGCUAGUAUUGUGUUAUAUAGUGGAAAGUUAUAUAGGGUACAGUAUGUAGUGUUUUUAUCAUCAUUAGUGAGACUGGGAGUGUAAGGUAGGGUACAGUGUAUGGUGUUUUUGUCAUCAUUAAUAAGGCUGGAAAUGUAAGGUUAGGUAAAGUAUAUAGUGUUUUUGUCAUCAUUAGUGAGGCCAAGAAUGUAAAGUAAGGUACAGUGCAUAGUGUUUAUCAUCAUUAGUGAGGCUGGGAAUGAAAAGUAGUGUGCAGUACAUAGUGUUUUUGGGUUCACUAAGUGGAGUACUAUACGUAGUGUUUUUGUCAUCAUUACUGAGGCUAGGAAUGUUAGUAUAUUAUUAACAAAGUUUGGGGAGAAUUUUUGAUUUUGGUAAAACAUCCAAAUAGGUUUUGUUUGUCCAUUGUAAUUUCUUUUAAGCAUUGCAAAAGGCUUUAGCAUUGUGGUAGAUGUUUCUAGCACUGGUUUGAUCAUUCUUAAGUACACAAGUUAACAAUUUAUCUAUGAUGCCUAUGGGUGAUGGCUGUGUUAAAACACAGAAAAGUCUUUUACAAUGUUCUGUAGGAAACUGUCUUGUUAAACCAUAACCAAAAACUGAUAUAACAUACAACUUUAUUGUGGUCUGUAAAUUCUCUUUCAGUUUUGAGACAAGUGUACUUAUGUACUUGAGAAUGAUCGCACCAGUGAUCGAAACGUCGUUCCUGUUCUAAAAAUAAAUCUUAGAUAAUGUAAAUGCUGUAACUUAUAAUUAAUCAGUAAGUAAACUCAAAACAAAACUAUUUUGGUAGAGUGUUUGUAUAAUGCCAUGUUUUUGUUUGAUGUUAUGUGUGGAAGAUCAAAGGAGAAGUAAAUUGGUGUAGUAGGUUUUAUAUACACUUCAGUAAUAAACUUAUAUUGAACCUUGGAAUUUAAACAUUUAAGAACAGAUGACAGUGAAGUCAUUAUCAUGGCUUGUAAAGUAAAUGCCUUUAUUGUUAUGGAUAAAAAAUAUUGUCAUGAAUAUAAUAAUGAAAAUUGUGUCUAACCAAGCUCAUUUUCAGAUACUUCCCAAAAAUCUCACCAAAGCUAGAGAAAAACACUUAACAUAUGCCUUCUUAAACUUAAAAAGAGGGUCUACCUUACAACAGUUUAUAUCAAUUUAAAGCAGCUCCGGUGCCAGUACGUCCCAAAUUAUCAAGGAUGACUGCACCCUAUUGCUUACAUCUUUAACAGUUUUAGUUAUAACCUAGUAAACUUCUUGUUCUGGGUGUUUUCUUCUUGUGCUUCUAGAGACUCAUGAUUCAUUUUAAAUAAGAGGUCUUUGUUAAAAAAGAACUAGAUAUAUUUGAUCACUUUGCUAAUAAGCUUUGACAUAAUUAUUAAUUAAAGUACUUGCUUUGGAAGCCUGACAUAUUUCUUUAGAAUUGCCACAGAAUAACUCUUUAAGAACUUUACUCCCCUGUAAAGUCCUAUCUAAAUUUCUAGAAUUCACAACAACUUUACUUGAGCUUUAAUCAAACUGAAGAUAUGAUUAUGGGAUUUCCCAUUGUUUCUCUCGGGCAAAUGUCAUCAGGACUAAACUUGAGCAAAGGACUUUUAAUACAUCUAUAUAAGACCCUAUUUUCUGGCUACAGCAUGUGGAUGAUAUUAUUGUUGGCUAUAUUGUACAACCAUCUUAACGACCAAUUUCCCUCCAUCAACUUCAUUAGAGAGGAUACGGUCCUUUUUCAUUCUUAUUAGUUUCCGAAGUUCAACGGAAGUUUAUUACUGAAGCAGUUCACUUUUGCUUUGGUAAUCUGUACAUGUCACCAAUCACAUGCCAUUAUAAAAACACUGCCAUAAUGUUAAAACCAUUUGCAAUACUCAAACUAAGUUAGAAAUGGAGAAACAACAUUUGUUUAAAUGCUUUAACAAAAUCAACAAAUACCUUUCUAACUUAGUUAAUAAUAUACUAUAAAGGUCUUAAAAUAAAUACAAAUAUGAAGACAUACCCAAUAUUGAUAAGAAAAACACCAUACAGUAUCUUACUUUACAUUAAAUUAGUAUAUUAAAUAGAAUGUACCAUAUGUAAUGCUAAAUAUACUGGAAAAACAGAAAGAAACUUAGACACUAGACUCAAUGAACACAAAGUUCCUCUUCUUGAACAUUGAAACAAUUUUAACAUAACUGAAACAGCCAGUUUUAAACUAUGAAAAUUAUUUCAUCAUUACAAAAGUAAUAGGAUCUUUCAAGCUUACCAUGAAUAUGCACCCCUAUAUCUCUAUGUAAUGUGUUUGAAACAAACACCUGACAUGGGUAUGAAAGGACAAGAACCUGCUGGCUAUGUUUUUGACCCAAACACCUGACAUGGGUAUGAAAGGACAAGAACCUGCUGGCUAUGUGUUUGACCCAAACACCUGACAUGGGUAUGAAAGGACAAGAACCUGCUGGCUAUGUGUUUGAUCCAAACACCUGACAUGGGUAUGAAAGGACAAGAACCUGCUGGCUAUGUUUUUGACCCAAACACCUGACAUGGGUAUAUAAUGACAAGAACCUGUUGGCUAUGUGUUUGACCCAAACACCUGACAUGGGUAUAUAAUGACAAGAACCUGUUGGCUAUGUGUUUGACCCAAACACCUGACAUGGGAAUGAAGGGACAAGAACCUGUU
This is a messenger RNA of Limulus polyphemus (Atlantic horseshoe crab), 4776 nucleotides long. RefSeq names its product ubiquitin-conjugating enzyme E2 J2-like. The record is from RefSeq and is a predicted model, not a curated record. The coding region runs from base 345 to 1037 and encodes 230 amino acids. The transcript is spliced from 7 exons. NCBI's taxonomy places the organism in Eukaryota, Metazoa, Arthropoda, Merostomata, Xiphosura, Limulidae.